AUGCAUCUAUUUCUGUUUUGUUUUUUAUUGGCAAUUGUUCGUGCACAACAAAGCCCAUGUUUUUGCUCGUGUUGUUCUGGUAUAUCAUGUAAUCCUACUCUUUUACCAACCAUUUGCGUACAUAAUUGUACAUUAGAGCGAUGUAUUGUACAAUGUCGAGCCACAUAUGCUCAAUGUCGAGGAAAUCAACCUACGACUGUAAUUUCAGUACAAUGUGAACCAACACCAAUUCCACAAUAUACCUGCCGAUGUGAUUGUUGUAAUACGGGUUCUCCUUCAUGUCCUACUUCAUAUAUUGGUAAUGCUAUUGCAUUCAUAUGCGCAGUAGAAUCAUGUAGUAUAGCAUGUGCCAAUCAAUAUCCACAUAUAUGUGUAGCAAAUCAAGUUGGACAAACACAAGGUACAUGUGUGAGUCCUUUAACUUCAAUGUCAACGUCAACAACAACAACAACGACAACAACGUUAACGACAACAGCAGCAGCAGCAACAACAACAACAACAACAACAACCGUUAGUCUUUGGUUAGGUAAUACAUGCUCAUGUAUGUGCUGUAGAACUGGUUCGUAUUGUUCGCCUAUGAAUGUGGGUACAACAUUAGCAUUUCAAUGUUCGUCAGAAGCUUGUACACAAGCCUGUCAAAAUCAAUAUCCAGCAUUAUGUCCAGUUUUUUCAAAUAUUGGCCAAGCUAUUGGUACAUGUAUCAGUGGUACUGAUGGUAAUACCAUUUGUAAAUGUAAUUGUUGUAGUGGAGUUGGAUGUAUGAAUUAUGAAACUAUUACUAAUGAUGGAUGUUUCAUGUGUGAUUCCAUGUGUCGACACCAUUCACCUUGUAUUAAACCUGAUCACGUAACGCACGUUUGCUAUCGUAGCAAUGCAAAAUUGUCUCUUCCAUGGUUUAUUUUUAUAUUUAUAAUGAAUUUUUCUAUAUUUUUAAUAAUUCAAUAA
Molecule: messenger RNA, 945 nt
Organism: Rotaria socialis
Lineage: Eukaryota; Metazoa; Rotifera; Eurotatoria; Philodinida; Philodinidae
Source: the annotation of a GenBank genome assembly